AUGCAAGUUGCUCCUCUUACAAAGAUAAUAUUCCUCGCUGGGUUCCUUGCCGCUGGUUUCCUAUUGAUCAUCUUGAGUUGUGCCCUAUGGAAUAACUGGUACCCCUUAUAUGUUGUGGGUAUUUUCCUUGCUGCUCCAAUACCUAAUGCCAUAUUCAGUCGCACAGAGUUUGAUGAUUUCAUGAGCGAUUCUUCAAGUGCCACGAAUGAUUUUGCCAAAUUUCUUACAGGAACAUUAGUACUCAGUGGACUGGCGUUACCAAUUGUGCUAUACCAUGUGAGACUAGUUGUUCUGCCAGCUACGGUGAUGAGUAUGACUGGUGGUCUUAUUGUUUACACCUCAAUCAUUGUGUUUGGGAUGUUUUUCCAUGAAAAUGAAGAAGAAUACUGA
Molecule: messenger RNA, 390 nt
Organism: Hansenula anomala
Lineage: Eukaryota; Fungi; Ascomycota; Saccharomycetes; Phaffomycetales; Wickerhamomycetaceae
Gene: VPS55
Product: Vps55p
Exons: 3
Coding region: 1-390 (129 amino acids)
Biological process (GO): late endosome to vacuole transport via multivesicular body sorting pathway
Cellular component (GO): endosome; Vps55/Vps68 complex
Source: RefSeq, a predicted model, not a curated record